GCCAGCGCGUGGGGCGAAGUUUCCCCACGUUGCCGCACAUCCGCGUGUCCGUUAGCUUUGAUGCUAGCAGUAUUAGCAGCGGCUGGGUCCAUCUUCACGAGGCGAAUGGCAACGGAAACGAAACGCGCAAAGGUUGAUGAUGGCGCUGAUCUCAGCCCUCUGCAGAACUUUCUCCAGUGGUGUGACAGAGUCGGCCUGGUUCUCAGCAAAAAGGUGUGUGUGAGCAAAGAGGGAACUGUGGCAGAGUACGGCAUGCUGGCUCUGGACAGCAUCCAGGAAGGAGAGGUGUUGUUCACUAUCCCCAGAUCAGCUCUUCUUCAUCAGGGCACGACAAAGGUUUCCGCCCUGCUGGAAAAAGAGCGGUCGUCUCUGGAGAGCCCGUCGGGCUGGGUCCCCCUGCUGCUGUCUCUGCUGUACGAGCACACCUCCUCACAGUCCCACUGGAGGCCCUACCUCUCUUUGUGGAGCAGCUUUAAAACCCUGGAUCAUCCCAUGUUCUGGUCUAAAGAGGAGAGAGACGAGCUUUUGAAGGGGACGGGUGUCCCGGAGGCGGUGGACAGAGACCUGGUGAACAUCCGGCAGGAGUACACAGACGUGGUGCUGCCGUUCAUGAGCAGACAUCUGGACCUGUGGAGCCCCGACACACACACACUGGAGCUGUACACACAGCUGGUGGCCUUCGUCAUGGCGUACAGUUUUCAAGAGCCGCAGGAAGAGGAUGAGGACGAUGAGGACGAAGAUGAUGAUGAUGAAGAGGAGAGGACCCCCAACCCCCCGAUGAUGGUUCCGAUGGCCGACAUGCUGAACCACGUGUCCAGUCACAACGCUAAUCUGGAGUUCACGCCAGACAGUUUGAAGAUGGUGUGUGUGCGUCCCAUCAAGAAAGGCGAGGAGGUGUUCAACACGUACGGACAGAUGGCCAACUGGCAGUUGCUUCACAUGUACGGCUUCACCGAGCCGUACCGCCAGAACAGCAACGACACAGCCGACAUCCCGCUCUGCAGCCUCUACAGAGCCGCCACACGAGGUGUUGAGUCGGAUUCGGAGCGGCGGCUGUUGGAGGAGCGCUGGGAGACGGUGUCUCAGAUGCUGGAGGAGAAAUCGGCCUUCGUCUUCGGCAAACACGGCUGCCUCACAGACACGGAGCUGCACACUGCGCUCAAGGUGCUUUGCAUGUCCAAGACCGAGUUCUCAGAGUUCAAAGACAACGAAGGAUGGGAAGAAGACGACGAGGACGAUGAGACGAUUUCCCGGGCUUUCUCCGACGAGGGCCUCCCUGAACUGAGGUCCUCGUGGAAACAGCUGAUUCACGAUGCAGCCGGCGUCACUCUGAAGGCGUACGGAGACGGCGAGCAGGAGGGGGAGCAGGUCCUCGCCGGGGAUCGAGCGCUGAUGGAGGACGAAGCAGCGGCGGCGAGCCUGAGCAGCAGGCAGAAGAGAGCCCUGCAGGUUCGCUUCGGCCAGAAGGUCAUCCUGCACAGACUGAUGGAGCUCACCAAGUCCUGAGCGCCAUGGGGGAACCUCACACCUGUUUUUUUUUUUUCUCGUUAAAUCUGAAACGUAUGCAAUGCCUUUUUCAAAACUCCAAAUAAAUAUUUUUCUGGAUCAUGCUACUGUGUUUAACUGUUGAAAUAAAAUGCGUGCGCUGAAACUGUG
This is a messenger RNA of Salarias fasciatus (jewelled blenny), 1656 nucleotides long. It is a transcript of the gene setd6, whose product is annotated as SET domain containing 6, protein lysine methyltransferase. The record is from RefSeq and is a predicted model, not a curated record. The coding region runs from base 61 to 1506 and encodes 481 amino acids. Gene Ontology annotation, molecular function: protein-lysine N-methyltransferase activity; protein binding. The transcript is spliced from 9 exons. Lineage: Eukaryota; Metazoa; Chordata; Actinopteri; Blenniiformes; Blenniidae. Gene Ontology annotation, cellular component: nucleus. Gene Ontology annotation, biological process: peptidyl-lysine monomethylation.